GAUUUGGAAACUAUUUUAAAUCAAGCACGCAACUUAUUUGUGUCUCAUCUGUAGUCUAUCUACCAACUGGUUCUGCGGUGGACCUGCCAGCGACCCACCUGUCAGUGGAUCAAGUCCGGUAGAAUCAGAGAGGGAAGGGAGCGAGGAUGGACCGAGCCUCCAACCCGACUAGCCCGACUGGCACCAGCCAGACUCCGCAACCCUCCCAGCACGAACCUAUCAGCUUCGGUAUUGAUCAAAUCCUCAGCGGGACCGACCAAGAGAGCUCCCAGCAGAACACUUUACGAAACAAUCUGGAGACUGGCACCACAACAAGUGGAGCUAGCUACCACUUGGGCAGUCCAAGCGGGGCUGGCGCGGCACCCUACACUACACUGUCGGGAUCUUUUCAUGGUAUUGCCGCCCCGUAUGAAGACACAAGUUCUUACGGAGUCAACCUGACCCUUGCGCCCGGUGGAGUGAUACGGGUCCCUGCGCACAGACCUCUGGCUGCGGCAGUACCACCACCCAUGGCCAGCGCAGUGCCAGGACUGGGAAGCAUCAGUUUCCCUUGGAUGGAGAGCAGCCAGAGGUUUGCGAAGGAACGUUUUGCAGGUACAAUAUUCCUACCUGCCCUCACACCUUUCACAGUGGCACGGCGUAUAGGACAUCCAUACCAGAACCGGACGCCACCGAAGCGGAAGAAGCCCAGGACGUCCUUCUCACGGGUGCAAAUCUGUGAGCUGGAGAAACGCUUCCACAGACAGAAAUACCUGGCCAGUGCAGAACGGGCCGCUCUCGCCAAAGCCCUGAAGAUGACAGACGCACAGGUCAAGACCUGGUUCCAGAACAGAAGAACCAAGUGGAGACGACAGACGGCGGAGGAACGGGAGGCGGAGCGACAGCAGGCCAAUCGGCUGAUGAUGCAGCUCCAGCACGAGGCCUUCCAGAAGUCCCUCAGCGACUCGAUUCCGGCCGACCCGCUCUGCAUCCAUAACUCCUCCUUGUUCGCUCUCCAGAACCUGCAACCGUGGGCCUCUGACGACAGCAGCAAGCUUGGAACCGUCACUGCCCUGGUAUGAGCAAAAAGGAACCCCAGGAAUUCCGAGAACUGCUUUGCAGAUAGGCCACUGGGGUUUUUCCUGAGCAACAGAUGGACCAUUACGUCAAAUGGCUUUUGUUGCUAAAGGACCAACAGUUACCAAGCCAAACCUUUUAUUUUGACUGUUGAUCAAAGAAACUGGUUACUAAACUGCUGAAUGGGGGCACGUUGGGGAACUGGAAUCCAAGGCAGGAUCUUCAAAAGACUCCUCGCUCAUAGUGUUCAGUGAAGUGAAUCAUGGAUGUAUUCUCUCCCAGAUAACACACACGCACGCACACACGCACACCACACACGCACACACACACACACAAAAGCACAAGCCCAGCGUGGAUGCUGCCACAGAGACCUGUGGAGAGGACUAGUUCAUGCGUCCAUGUGCUGGCUCCAACCCCCAGUGUGGCAUAUUGACCGACUGACAGUUCGCAGACGCUCUUGGACCCUCCCAUAUGUGCACUACCUCCAAAGCUCUGCCCUAGUCCAAACAGAGCCCAGUACUGACAAAUGUAACAAUAUGGAGGACAUAAAAAAGAAAGAAUGGUUAUUUUUAAAAGCUUAUGUUUAUAAUAUAUGGUGUGUCUCUCUUUUUUGGAAAUUGGAACAAGAAACAGCCAAGAAGUAUGAAAUAUCUUUUAUGAAAACAAGCAAGAUCAAAACAAUUUACACAAUGUGCAUACAUACACACACAUAUAUUCAUAGUAUAUUCAGUAUUCAGUAGUUCAUUCAUAUCUGCAUAAUUGAACUCAUGUUUGUUUUGCAUCAUGUGUGUGCAUGUUGCAGACCUUACGUCUGAGAAAACAAACACACAUAUACCAUUAUUGACGAAUCAAUACCAUAAUAAACUCAAGGGCUUCAACUGAUACAAAUAUCUGGAUAAGAAGAUGUCAACAAUGCACACAGAGUGAAAAGAUAAAAAGAAGGUUCAGAGAGAAUAUGGCUACUGGUAGUGUUGCUGUUGAAAUUAAAUGUCUGAUUUGUAAGUAUUUCACAUUUAUGAACAUUGCACUAGUGUCUAUGGCUUCAAAUCCAUGCAGUGCAGAAGAAAUUAUCACAUGUAGGGGUUUCCACAUGUAAACAGUAAUAAUAGGCCUAAUUAUUGAAAUUGUCCUGUAAAAUCCCUCCA
This is a messenger RNA of Alosa sapidissima (American shad), 2201 nucleotides long. It is a transcript of the gene tlx3b, whose product is annotated as T cell leukemia homeobox 3b. The record is from RefSeq and is a predicted model, not a curated record. The coding region runs from base 147 to 1061 and encodes 304 amino acids. Gene Ontology annotation, cellular component: nucleus. Gene Ontology annotation, molecular function: DNA-binding transcription factor activity, RNA polymerase II-specific; RNA polymerase II cis-regulatory region sequence-specific DNA binding. The transcript is spliced from 3 exons. Gene Ontology annotation, biological process: animal organ development; regulation of transcription by RNA polymerase II. Lineage: Eukaryota; Metazoa; Chordata; Actinopteri; Clupeiformes; Clupeidae.